Capronia coronata CBS 617.96 is the source of this 1311-nucleotide messenger RNA. RefSeq lists its product as uncharacterized. The transcript is spliced from 2 exons. Gene Ontology annotation, biological process: retrograde vesicle-mediated transport, Golgi to endoplasmic reticulum; endoplasmic reticulum to Golgi vesicle-mediated transport. NCBI's taxonomy places the organism in Eukaryota, Fungi, Ascomycota, Eurotiomycetes, Chaetothyriales, Herpotrichiellaceae. Gene Ontology annotation, cellular component: COPII-coated ER to Golgi transport vesicle; endoplasmic reticulum membrane; endoplasmic reticulum. The coding region runs from base 1 to 1311 and encodes 436 amino acids. The record is from RefSeq and is a predicted model, not a curated record.
AUGCCAGUCAAAUCGAGGUUUACACGGCUCGAUGCCUUCACCAAGACGGUCGAGGAUGCCCGAAUCCGAACCACGUCGGGCGGGAUUGUCACGAUCGCGUCCAUCCUCAUCAUCUUCUACCUGAUCCUCGCCGAAUGGACGGACUACCGAAGGAUAGUGGUGCAGCCGGAGUUGGUGGUGGACAAAGGACGAGGCGAGAAGAUGGAAAUCCACCUCAACAUCACCUUCCCCCGAAUCCCUUGCGAACUGCUCACGCUCGACGUUAUGGACGUGUCCGGCGAACAACAGACGGGCGUGGUGCACGGCGUCAACAAAGUACGACUGACUUCGCCCGCUGAAGGCUCGCGAAUUAUCGACACCCAAGCGCUGCAACUACACCAGCAAGACUCGGCGUCGCAUCUGGACCCCGACUACUGCGGUUCGUGCUACUCAGCACCGGCGCCCCCGACCGCCCAGAAGCCGGGAUGCUGCAACACAUGCGACGAGGUGCGCGAAGCAUACGCCACCAACAGCUGGGCGUUCGGACGCGGCGAGGGCGUCGAGCAAUGCGAGCGCGAAGGGUACGGGGAGCGGCUCGACGAACAGCGCUCGGAGGGCUGUCGCAUCGAAGGCGUGCUCCGCGUCAACAAGGUCGUGGGCAACUUCCACAUCGCCCCCGGCCGCAGUUUCAGCAACGGCAACAUGCACGUGCACGAUCUGAACAAUUACUUCGACACCCCGGUUGAAGGAGGCCACACCUUCACCCAUGAAAUCCAUUCCCUGCGCUUUGGACCGCAGCUGUCCGACGACAAGGCCACAGACACGAAGUGGAGCGACCACCAUCAUUCGAACCCGCUGGACGGCCAUCGCCAGGAGACAGACGAGCCGGGCUACAACUUCAUGUACUUCAUCAAAGUCGUCUCCACGUCCUACUUGCCCCUCGGCUGGGACGAGGAUCAAUCCGUCACCAAGCAUUCCAGUCUCAGCGAUCUCAUCCCGCUGGGCAUGCAUGGUAAGGGGGCUGGCAGCCACGGCUCCAUCGAGACGCAUCAGUACUCGGUCACGUCGCAUAAGAGGUCGCUGGGUGGUGGCACGGAUGCCGCCGAGGGCCACAAGGAAAGGCUGCAUGCCCACGGCGGCAUUCCUGGCGUCUUCUUCUCUUACGAUAUUAGUCCCAUGAAGGUCAUCAAUCGCGAGGUCCGCCCAAAGUCCUUUGCUAACUUCCUGACGGGCGUCUGUGCCAGUAUUGGUGGGACUUUGACUGUUGCCGCGGCUAUUGAUCGUGGACUAUACGAGGGGAGCACUAGGCUUAAAAAAGCUCACCAGGGUUGA